UACUACUUAUAGUUUAGUAUUAAAACGCUCGCGAGCGGAACUGUGUUAGAUCUCUGCUGUUGUUUAUUUUGUUGGUAUUUUAUUACUUACCGUUACUCAAACAAUUAUGGAAAUUAAAAAACUUACUUUUACUCAAACAAUUGAUCUACGUAACAAAUAUGUUGGGAAAUCUUGCGAAUUGUUUUAUAAGAAGAGUCCUUUGAAAAUCGUGCGCGGCCAAGCACAGUAUUUGUACGACCAAGACGGAAGAGAAUACUUGGACUGCAUCAAUAACGUAGCCCACGUGGGCCAUUGUCAUCCGGAUGUAGUGAAAGCGGGUGUGGAACAAAUGCAACAGUUGAACACCAACAGUCGAUUUUUGCACGACAACCUAGUAAUAUGCGCGGAGAAAAUCGUGUCGAAAAUGCCGGAAUCGUUGUCUGUUUGUUUCUUUGUCAAUUCCGGUUCCGAAGCUAAUGAUCUGGCUAUUCGGCUGGCUCGCCAACACACUGGAAACACAGAUAUCAUCACAUUAGAUCAUGCUUACCAUGGUCACUUAACUUCUCUUAUUGACAUUUCACCAUACAAACUGAAUUUGCCGGGAGCACCGAAAAAGCCAGAUCAUGUACACGUGGCUCCGGUUCCGGAUGUGUAUAGAGGUAAAAUAAGAGCUGAAGACCAUCCCGAAGAGGACAUGGGAAAAUUGUAUGCUUUGGAGGUAAAAAAAUUAAUUGACGAGAAUGUGAUUGAACAACGGGGUCAAAAAGUGUGUGCUUAUAUCGCCGAAAGUUUACAAAGUUGCGGUGGUCAGAUUAUUUUACCUCAUAAUUAUCUACGAAAUGUUUAUAAGUAUGUAAGAGAAGCCGGCGGAGUGUGUAUUGCGGACGAGGUACAAGUUGGAUUCGGUCGAUCAGGGACGCACUACUGGGCAUUCCAACUCGACGGAUCGGACGUGCUUCCCGAUAUUGUGACUGUUGGAAAACCAAUGGGAAACGGUCAUCCAGUAGCUGCCGUCAUCACAACAGAAGCGGUGGCUCGUAGCUUUGAAGCUACUGGUAUUCAAUAUUUCAACACGUAUGGCGGAAAUCCCGUAUCAUGCGCUAUUGCUAUUUCCGUAAUGAACGUAGUGGAUAACGAAAAUAUGAUGGAAAACGCGAAAGAUGUCGGUGAGUACAUUUUAUCUGAAUUGAAGUGUAUGCAAGGGAAGUUUCCUGACGUUAUCGGCGACGUUCGCGGCGUCGGAUUAUUUAUAGGCGUCGAACUGAUAAAAGAUCGAAAAACUAAAACGCCGGCGACAGUUGAAACUCGAGAGGUCGUGAACAGAAUGAAGGACGAAGAAGGAAUUUUGGUCAGCAGUGAUGGACCUGACGUGAAUGUCAUUAAGCUUAAACCACCGAUGGUGUUCAGCAAGGCUAACGCCGAUCGGUUUUUGAGAGCUUUGAAGAAAAUGGUUUCGGAUAUCAGGGCCCAAAGAUAUCAACUUCUGUGAUUUAUUUUAUACGAUGUGUCAUAACUACUUUAGUAGUUCUGAACGAUAAAACUGAAAUAUUUUUGGUUUUUAAAUAAGUGUUACCGAACUUGUCAUACUUCUUAAUGCUCUUUUUUUUCUUAAUCGGUUCAUAUUAUAUUUUAUAUUAUUGUUGUGUACACUUCGUUAUACGAAUAAA
Molecule: messenger RNA, 1646 nt
Organism: Sipha flava (yellow sugarcane aphid)
Lineage: Eukaryota; Metazoa; Arthropoda; Insecta; Hemiptera; Aphididae
Product: alanine--glyoxylate aminotransferase 2-like
Exons: 8
Coding region: 107-1468 (453 amino acids)
Cellular component (GO): mitochondrion
Molecular function (GO): transaminase activity; pyridoxal phosphate binding
Source: RefSeq, a predicted model, not a curated record